UUCACUUUCCUUAGUUACAUUUACAAUCUCUUUCAUAGCUUUCCUCUUACUCCUUUCAGUUUCAGAUAAUCUCAUCCAUCUGUUCAUAAAUCCUGAUGGCUCUUGCAACCAGCAAAGGAGCCUCAUCUUCCUCCUCCUCUUUUACCGGCCAAUCCAAGAACUUUGAUGUCUUCUUGAGUUUUAGAGGUGAAGAUACUCGCCGGGGUUUUAUAAGCUAUUUGUACGACGCUUUGUGUCAGAGGGGUAUUCAUACCUUCAUCGAUGAUAAGCUCCCAAGGGGAGAAGAAAUUUCUGCAGAGCUUCUUAAAAUCAUUGAGAACUCAAUGAUGUCAAUAAUUGUAUUUUCUGAAAAUUAUGCAUCCUCCACUUGGUGUUUGGAUGAACUUACUAAGAUUAUUGAGUGUAGGAAAAAUAACCAGUUGGUGCGACCAGUUUUUUACAAUGUGGAUCCAUCAGAAGUUCGUAGGCAAAAAGGAAAGUUCGGGGAAGUAUUGACUAAUCAUGAAAAAAAAUUUAAUGAAAGCAAGGUACGAAGAUGGAGGGAAGCUCUACAUGAAGCAGCCAAUCUUUCUGGUUGGGACUACAAGAAGAGUUUUAGUGAAGCUGAACUUGUCCAAAUAAUUGUUGAAGAUAUCUUAAAGUCUAAUUUAAAUCAAAUGCCAUUACAUGUUGCUAAAUACCCAAUUGGAAUAAAUUCUCGUGUAAAGGACUUACAAUUGCUUUUAGAUAGAGAAUCAAAUGAUGUUUGCGUGAUUGGGAUUUAUGGACUUGGAGGAGUGGGUAAAACUACAACCGCAAAAGCUCUUUAUAAUAAAAUUUUUAAUCAUUUCAAAGUAAGAAUUUUUCUAGAGCAUGUUAGAGAGAUGUCAGAGACAAAUGAAGGCAUAAUCCGCCUCCAAGAGAAACUUCUUUUUGAGAUCUUAGGGGUUAAGGAUUUGAAGGUGUGUAACAUAUCUAAAGGAACGAAUAUGAUAAAUAAAAGCCUUUUUCAAAAAAAGGUUUUUAUAGUUCUUGAUGAUGUGGAUAAAUUGAACCUGAUAGAAAAAUUGCUCGGAAAUUAUGAUUUGUUUGCUCCUGGAAGUAGAAUUAUUAUAACAACAAGAGAUAAACACUUGCUAGCCACUUCUGGAAAAGGCUAUUCAACCUAUGAGGUUAAGGAGCUAGAUGACGAUGAAGCUCUUGUACUCUUUAGUAUGCAUGCCUUCCAAAAAAGCACUCCCAAAGAAGAUUAUUCAAAACUUGCAAACCACUUUAUAUAUUAUGCUCAAGGCCUUCCAUUAGCUUUAGAAAUAAUAGGUACUACUUUAUUUGGAAGAGCUAAACCUUACUGGGAAAGUGCAUUAGAAAAGUAUGAAAAAAUUCUUGACAAAAAUAUUCAAAAUGUACUCCAAAUAAGCUAUGAAGGAUUGGAGCAAGUUGAACAAAUUAUUUUCCUUGAUAUUACAUUUUUCUUCAAGGGACUUGACAGGGAAUAUGUUGAAGCUAUGCUGGAUUCUUGCAAUUUACACCCAAAUAUUGGUAUUCAAAGACUUAUCGAGAAGUGUCUUGUAACUAUUGAUCAAUUUGACAAAUUAUGGAUGCAUGACUUGAUACAACAAAUGGGUAGGGAAAUUGUUCGGCAAGAAUCACCACAAUUACUUGGAACACGUAGCAGGCUUUGGUGUUAUGAAGAUGCUUUUGAAGUUCUAACUAAAAAUAAGGGGUCAGAUAAAAUUCGAGGCAUAGUGUUACGCUCACUGGAACCAACAAAGUUGCAAUUAGAAGCUAAAUGUCUUGAAAAGAUGGAAAAUCUCAAAUUUCUUAUAAUUGAUAAUGUAGAAAUUUGUGGAAGUCUUGAUUAUCUUCCCAAUGAUUUAAGGUUACUUGAAUGGCGUGGAUGUACUUUAUCUUCCUUACCAUCCAAUUUCCAUCCUCAAAAACUUAUUGCACUCAACAUGCCACAAAGUCGGGUUAUAUUGGACAAGCUUUUCAAGGUAUAAUCAUUUUUAUUUAUUUAUAAAUUAAUAUUAGUUUAUUAAACUAUAUUUUAAUAAAAUUUGUUGGUGUUAAAAAUUUUUAUUUUCUUUUUCUA
This is a messenger RNA of Quercus robur (English oak), 2071 nucleotides long. RefSeq names its product disease resistance protein RUN1-like. The transcript is spliced from 3 exons. Gene Ontology annotation, biological process: signal transduction; defense response. The coding region runs from base 96 to 1979 and encodes 627 amino acids. Gene Ontology annotation, molecular function: ADP binding. NCBI's taxonomy places the organism in Eukaryota, Viridiplantae, Streptophyta, Magnoliopsida, Fagales, Fagaceae. The record is from RefSeq and is a predicted model, not a curated record.